Molecule: messenger RNA, 282 nt
Organism: Suillus fuscotomentosus
Lineage: Eukaryota; Fungi; Basidiomycota; Agaricomycetes; Boletales; Suillaceae
Exons: 2
Coding region: 1-282 (93 amino acids)
Source: RefSeq, a predicted model, not a curated record
AUGAAUCAAUGGGAGACGAACCUUGAUCUUAGUUUAGGUGAUAUUGGGGACAAGUAUUAUGUCAACGAUGACAGUGUUGUCCAUUCAGAUUCCAUAGUACAGACUCCUGCCAAGCAUUACCCAUCAUCGGAUGCGCCAUUACGCAAAUGGAUGGGUUAUGAGUCCAGAAGUGGCUAUCGCAAGGAGUACCUCCUUGAGGACUUGUGUCUAGAAGGUCGCGGUAGUGCCACAAAUGAAUUAUGCUCCUGUGGCGAAUCAGAUGCAAAUGGUCUGAAAGAGUGA